Molecule: messenger RNA, 1511 nt
Organism: Cuscuta campestris
Lineage: Eukaryota; Viridiplantae; Streptophyta; Magnoliopsida; Solanales; Convolvulaceae
Source: the annotation of a GenBank genome assembly
UUGGAGCCAACACACAACAACACUUCUUCUUACUGACCCCAUAGAAGAGGUAAGAAGAAAAUAUUAAGCAAACCAAACACGACAUUCUUAGCUAGCUAGCAAGAAUGGGGUCAAACAGGAUAAGGGCGUGUUUGGGUGCAGCAUUGCUGUGUUUGGUUGCUGUAAUAGGGGGAGGGGAGGGGGUGUCACAGGUUCCAGGCUUGUUCAUAUUUGGGGAUUCAUUGCUUGACAAUGGGAACAACAACAACAUCAAUUCUCUGGCCAAGUCUAAUUACCUCCCUUACGGCAUCGAUUUCCCCGGCGGCCCCACCGGACGAUUCUCCAACGGAAAAACCUCCGUCGACGCCAUCGCUCAACUCCUCGGGUUCGACAACUUCAUCCCGCCCUACGUGACGGUGUCGGGCCCACAAAUUCUCAAGGGUGUGAACUAUGCGUCCGCGGCCGCAGGAGUUAGAGAAGAAACGGGUCGACAACUGGGUGGGAGGACAAGUUUUUCAGGGCAGGUGAACAAUUACAGGAACACAGUACAACAAAUAGUGCAACUGCUAGGGGGUGCGAACCAGGCGGCGAGCUAUUUGAGCAAGUGCAUGUACAUAGUUGGGAUGGGCAGUAAUGACUAUCUCAAUAACUAUUUCAUGCCUCUUUUCUACUCCUCCAAUCGCCAAUACACUCCCCAGCAAUAUGCUGAUAUUCUCAUCCAACAGUACAAUCAACAAAUUACUAAUUUGUACAACUUGGGAGCAAGGAGGUUUGUGCUGAUUGGGCUGGGCCAGAUCGGGUGCACGCCCAACGCUCUGGCCCAGAACAGCCCAGACGGUCGAACCUGCGUCCAAAGAAUCAACGACGGGGUGCAGUUGUUCAACAACAACCUCAGGAAGCUCGUGGAUUACUACAAUGGAAACAACACUAGCGGGGCGAAAUUCAUCUACAUCAACACUUACGUGAUCUUCCAGGAUCUCCUCGACAACCCCUCUACUUACGGGUUUACUGUGACGAAUGCUGGGUGUUGCGGUGUGGGGAGGAACAACGGGUUGAUAACGUGUCUUCCCCUGCAAAGGCCGUGCCUGAACCGAAACGAGCACGUGUUUUGGGACGCGUUUCAUCCGGGGGAUGCUGCGAACACGAUCUUCGGACGAAGAGCAUAUAGUGCUCAAACCCCCUCGGAUUCUUAUCCUUAUGAUAUUAGUCGCCUUGCUCGAGUGUGAGUGAAGAUGCACAUGUAAUGUCUUGUUGGGACUGAAGUUGAAAUUGCAUUCCAUACUUUAACUAGUCGAGUCAUAAUUUCGGAACAAAAGUUGUUUUGCUUCUUCUACUAAUUCAUUUUGUGCCCCUGGAAGUUAUUUGCGUCUCAAUGUUUUUCUUGAUCUUGCAGCUUCAUCUUGUUCUAAAUAAUAUACUCUGCUUUGAUUUCUUGAUUGGAAAUUUGGGACAAUUAACCCAUUUGGUUCUUGAUUGGGACAAUUUGGGACAAAUAAGGAAAUUUGGGAGUACAAUAUACUGUUAGUCAAUGU